Molecule: messenger RNA, 2023 nt
Organism: Dermatophagoides farinae (American house dust mite)
Lineage: Eukaryota; Metazoa; Arthropoda; Arachnida; Sarcoptiformes; Pyroglyphidae
Product: voltage-gated potassium channel subunit beta-2
Biological process (GO): regulation of potassium ion transmembrane transport
Cellular component (GO): voltage-gated potassium channel complex
Molecular function (GO): transmembrane transporter binding; potassium channel regulator activity
Source: RefSeq, a predicted model, not a curated record
AAAAAUGCGAAUUUUUUCACAUAAAACUGACCGAAUCCAGAAUUCAAGAAAAAAAAAAUUUCAAUUUGAAUUCGAUACAACAGACCAGGCACACAUGGAUGCGCACACACACUCACACACACAGACAUUGAUAGACAAAAGCUUAAGUUCAAGAAUAAAAUUUUAUUCUUUUUUUUUGUAAUUCUUUGAAAAAAAAUUUGGUGCAUGAUUUUUUGUUUUUGUUUUUCAUUUUCAUUCAAUUUGAUAAAAAUCCGAAAAUCACUCAUUCUCCUCGUCCCCGCAUAAUAUAGCCAUAUGUGGUAUAUUCUGGUUUGCCCUCACACACACACAGACACACGAUCGAUGAUAUAUAGCAAAGAAUAAUAUGGCGUCCAAUAGAUUCUUCCGUAACGAAGAAUAUUUUCCAUUUUGGAUGAUGUGAGCAACAUUGGUAGAAUAUAGUUCUAUAUGCUGCUCAAAUUAUUCUUCGCUCGGUUUGUUUGUGUUCAUAAUUUUUCGUUCGUUUUUUUUCUGUUUCAUUCAAUGGAAUAAAAAUGUCAAACAGCCAACAAGAAUAUCAUAUGAUUAAUGAAGAUACUUUACAUUCAUCAAAUGUUGUCAAUGAUAAUCAUCAGGAAUUUUUCCAUAAUUAUCUGGCUUCAUCACCAUCAGCAACAGCCAAUGUAACGCAACCAACGGCAAUGAAUAAUAAUAAUAAUUUUCAAACACAACAACGAAAUUCUCAAACACCGCUCAUCAUGAUGAUGAAUAAUAAAGCAAAAUCCUUUGAUCAAGGUGAUCUUGAUCGUCAACGUUCACAAUAUCAUGCAGCCAUGGACAAGAAAAAAGAAUUAUUUUUCAAAAAUGAAAAUAUUGUACAGAUUUUCGAUAAAAUAUAUUCAAAUACUGAUGAUAAUAAUAUUGAUGAUUCAUUAACUGGCAACAAUAAUAAUAUCAUCACUAUCAAUCAUUUACCACCACAGGAAAGAGUGGCUAUGAAAUAUCGAAAUAUUGGAAAAAAUGGUUUACGUGUUCCGAUUCUUGCAUUUUCAGCAUGGAAUAGUUUUAGCCAUGUUUCUGAAGAUACGGCCGAAAAAAUAAUUACAGCAGCACUUGAAAAUGGUGUCAAUUACUUUGAUACCGGUGAUGCAUUUGAAAAUGGUCGAGCUGAAACAUUAUUAGGUAAAGUACUGAAAAGACGACCAUGGCCACGAAAUUCUUAUAUUAUAUCGACAAAAAUAUUCUGGAAAACUGGACCAUCAGCUCAUAUGGGUGCAGGUUUAUCGCGAAAGUUUAUUAUUGAAGCAGUGGAAGCAUCACUUCGUCGAUUACAAACGAAAUAUAUUGACAUUAUCAUCGUACAUAAAUUGGACGCAAUGUGUCCAAUGGAAGAGCUUGUUCGAACAAUGUCCUAUCUAAUCAAUCGCGGUCUUAUUUUUUAUUGGGGCACAUCACGAUUCUCUACAAUGCACAUUGCCGAAGCUUUCUCCAUUUCUCGACAAUAUAACUGUCCACCGCCAAUUUGUGAACAAAUGGAAUAUCAUAUGUUUUCUAGAGAUAAAAUGGAAUUACAAAUGCUUGAACUAUUUCAUAAGGCCGGUAUUGGUUGUAUUACUUGGUCGCCCAUCUCGUUACAGAAUGAUGAAGGUAUUUCACAUAUCACUCGAAGACAACAGAACAAAGAGAAUCAGCUUAAAUUCAAUGAAUUACAAAAAUUAUGCGACAAACUUCAAUGCGAUCUCACACAACUUGCGUUAGCUUGGUGUCUACAAAACGAAAAUGUCAAUUGCAUUUUGGUUACUGCAACAACAGUUGCUGAACUUUAUCAAAAACUUAAUUCUAUCAAAAUCUAUCCUGUAUUAACUGAAAUGGUCAAUAAUGAAAUUGAAAUGAUUAUUGAAAAUAAUCCAGUAAUAAAACGACAACAUCCGAAAACACCAUCCAUCACAAUCGAUGUGGUCAAUGUGGAACCGGAAUUUGUUUGAUUUGAUGAAAAUUUUUGUUUGUUUGUUGAUUUUUAAAUUGAAUAAAAAUUUUAUUUCAA